Molecule: messenger RNA, 711 nt
Organism: Hyla sarda
Lineage: Eukaryota; Metazoa; Chordata; Amphibia; Anura; Hylidae
Gene: NDUFA5
Product: NADH:ubiquinone oxidoreductase subunit A5
Exons: 5
Coding region: 269-619 (116 amino acids)
Biological process (GO): respiratory electron transport chain
Source: RefSeq, a predicted model, not a curated record
GGCUUUAAUACCUGUACAUGAUGAAGUGUAUGUUACACUAUAAGACGCUGUUCAAACAGUGAUUGCUGAGGGAAUCCUAACUAUAAGAAGCAAACAACAUUCAUAACAACCAGGAUAACACACGGCCAACGCGAUGACGUAAAACGCAGAACUCUGACGUACACGGAACUGUUCCUAUACACGACCGCUCUCUAUCACUCGGGGAUCGCUUGCUCACGUCUAGAGCGGUGUAAGCCCUUUAUUACCCAGCGUGCAGUGCGAAGCAGCUAUGGCCGGCGUCCUGAAGAAGACCACUGGCUUAGUGGGACUGGCUGUUGCGCAAAAUCCACAUGAACGCUUGAGAAUAUUAUAUACAAAAAUUCUUGCUACACUGCAGGCCGUUCCAAAGGAUGCAGCAUACCGGAAAUACACAGAGCAAAUCAUAAAUGACAGAUUUACUGCUGUAAAAACUGUAAGCAAUGUUGAAACACUAGAGGAGAAGAUUAAUUGUGGCCAUAUAGAGGAAGUAAUCGUACAGGCAGAAAAUGAACUGCAGCUGGCACGAAAAAUGUUGGAGUGGAAGCCAUGGGAGCCCCUUAUUGAAGAACCUCCUGCAAAUCAGUGGAAAUGGCCGAUCUAAUAAGUCUGCUAACUGUACAUAUUUGUGUAUACAUUGGGAACAUGGAGCACCAACUUAAUGCAAUUAAAAAAAUACGUUCUUCUUCUUGUUCA